CGUUACUUGUCAGCUUGCAUUGCAGAUGGGACAUGUUGGUUUUGUUGCCGAAUGAAAGAACUGGACUACCAAAACUGCUUUCGCAGUUGCGAGCCUCGGGUAAGAUAGCAUCGGUACUCAGUGAAACAUUUGUCGGACAAGAAGUUUAUCUGAGUCUUCCGAAAUUCAAAUUCUCCGAAGGGGAACCUUUAGAUGUGAAGGAGGUGUUCGAAAAAUGUGGGGUUCGAGAGCUGUUCGGUGCGGGUGCGAAUUUGAGCAAAUUGUCAAAUCUGAAAUUAUCUGUAUCGGAUGCACUACACAAAGCAAUACUGGAGGUGGACGAAGAAGGAGCCACCGCCGCGGCCGCAACUUCUUUUCGUGUGGCAAAGUGCGCACGCGUAACAUAUGUAAAAAUUCGCGUGGAACAUCCAUUCGUCGUUGCGCUCAUUUGUGAUUCAAAACUGCCUGUAUUCGUCGGACAUGUGGUCAAACCUGAAUACAAGUAGGCACGUUGGGCGAC
This is a messenger RNA of Opisthorchis viverrini, 499 nucleotides long. RefSeq lists its product as hypothetical. Bases 33 to 485 code for a protein of 150 amino acids. The transcript is spliced from 2 exons. The record is from RefSeq and is a predicted model, not a curated record. NCBI's taxonomy places the organism in Eukaryota, Metazoa, Platyhelminthes, Trematoda, Opisthorchiida, Opisthorchiidae. Gene Ontology annotation, molecular function: serine-type endopeptidase inhibitor activity.